Molecule: messenger RNA, 2238 nt
Organism: Pichia kudriavzevii
Lineage: Eukaryota; Fungi; Ascomycota; Pichiomycetes; Pichiales; Pichiaceae
Exons: 1
Coding region: 1-2238 (745 amino acids)
Biological process (GO): DNA recombination; DNA double-strand break processing; mismatch repair
Cellular component (GO): nucleus
Molecular function (GO): 5'-flap endonuclease activity; metal ion binding; DNA binding
Source: RefSeq, a predicted model, not a curated record
AUGGGUGUAUCUGGGCUUCUUCCGGUGUUGAAACCAAUCCAAGAGCUUACAAGCUUGGAAAGAUACAGAGGGAAAACUUUAGCUAUUGAUACCUACGCAUGGUUACACAAAUCUACCUUCUGUUGUGCUGAAGAUUUGGUGAUGGAGAGACCUACUAGAGCAUACAUUAACUAUUUUUUAAAGAAGCUGGAUAUGUUGAAACAUUUCAAUAUUACUCCCUAUUUUGUUUUGGACGGUGAUUAUCUACCAACCAAAGGAAAUACCGAGAAGGAGAGAGAAACACGUCGACAGGAAUAUAAAAGAAUGGCUUUGGAGGCAAAGGCCAACAAAAACAAUAAAUUGGCUUUUAGCUAUUUUCAAAAGGCAUGUGAUGUUUCCCCUGAAAUGGCCAAAUCUCUGAUUGAUGUCUUUAAGGGUAAAGCAAUAAAAUACAUUGUUGCACCUUAUGAGGCAGAUUCCCAGAUGGUUUUCUUGGAGAAAAUUGGUUUAGUUGAAGGAAUUAUCAGUGAAGAUUCCGAUUUACUGAUUUUUGGGUGCAAAACUCUUAUUACUAAGCUGAACGACCAGGGCCAUUGUAUCGAGGUUAGAAGAGAUAAUUUCAAGAAUUGUAAAGGUUCGUAUAUUAGUAACUUCAACGAUGAUCAGCUAUUACUGAUGGCCACUGUGAGUGGAUGCGAUUACACCAAAGGGAUCCCUGGUAUAGGUAUGCAAAAGGCCAUUCAGUUAUCUCAAAGUUACAAGACAAUUGAGCGUGUUUUGUCCUGUAUCAGAGUUGAGGGUAAAAGCAUACCCAGUGAAUUUGAGGAAGAGUAUAAAAGAGCUAAAAUUGCAUUUAGACAUCAGAUUGUUUUCAAUCCGAUAGAAAAAAUGGCCCAACACAUGAACCCAUUAACCGAAGAGGUGAUUUCUAAUAAUUCCAAAGAGUAUAUAUAUUCAUGUACGGGAUUCUUACUAGAUUCCGAGAUACAUGAAAAAAUUGCAACUGGAGAUUUAGAUCCAUUUACGAAAAAAAUCUUAAUAUCAUGGGAAAACAAAGUAAAUCCAAUAGCAACCAGAUCAUUGUCUCUACCGACGAAUUCCAAUUUUAUGAAGUCAGGUCAUACAGUGAAGAGAUCUGUAACUACAAACAACGUCCCUGUUCGACAAAUGGAGAGUCAGCCAUUAGUUACUAGGAAGAGGAAAUCUGCCAUGCAGAUUGACCAAUUUGCUAGCUUUGUUCGUAAUAAGCAAUCUCAAAAGAAAGAUCCUAUCAAAGAAUCUCCUACAACGAAAAGACAAAGACUAUUAAAUGGCAAUGACCUUGGAGGCCAGCCAACAAUUAGCCGUUUUUUUAAUAACCAUAAAACAAAUGUUCCUACCAGACCAACACACGAUAUUCAAAGAGAGUUUGCAGCAUCAUCUUCAGAUGUUGAGGAUAUAACGGAGGAUGAGAUAAAUGAAGUUAAUAAGAAAUUGAGCAAUGCCUUGAAGAGUGAGCACGAAGAAACAGCCGAUAAAAUGGAUACUUCUAGUAUAAGUGAGGCAGAACACGUAGUCUCCUCAAAGGAGGAGACAAGACAAUUGAUACCAAGUGAGUCUGAUGAAGCGGAGGAUUAUAUAAACAGUUCGGAUAUGAGCGAAAGUACAUUAGUUAAGAUGGACCGGACAUUCAAUAGACAAACUCCAGCAUCUUUGGGUACGGGAAACAGUUCGAUUUCCUUCUCUACAGAUCCGGGGGAGGUGAACACCGAAUGUUAUCUUCAAGAAGAAGGAAAAGAGGGGAAAUGCGCAGAGGGGAAACUUAGGCGCACAACGACAGUAGGUAUCGAAAGUGUAGAUGAGAACAUUCAAGACGACGAAUGGAACCUUAGCAUGGAUUCGGGACUUGAAAAUGGUAGAGCCAAAUCAACAGCAGAAGAACAAGAGGAAGAGGAAGAAAAAGUCGACAAGAGCAACAUCUUGGGGGAAAUAUACUCAUUCCAGCAUGUGCCGGAAAACAAGUUGAAUGCUGAGAAUCGGACCCUGUCUGAGAAAUGGAUGUCCAGGCCCACUGGAGAGAAGCCCGGUCGAACAUACCGUCCAUCGCCACUUUCCAUACGUGUGCCGUUGCAAGACGUGACAAAUUCCAAUGGAAAUGGAAAUGGAAAUGGCAACACCAACACCAACACCAACACCAACACCAACACCACAGGCAGUGUCUACAGUGAGAGACCAAGAGGCAGGUCGAACUUGUCACUGUUCCGCUACACGGGUAACUGA